Messenger RNA from Podospora anserina S mat+, 1212 nucleotides. RefSeq lists its product as uncharacterized. NCBI's taxonomy places the organism in Eukaryota, Fungi, Ascomycota, Sordariomycetes, Sordariales, Podosporaceae. The record is from RefSeq and is a predicted model, not a curated record. The coding region runs from base 1 to 1212 and encodes 403 amino acids. The transcript is spliced from 7 exons.
AUGCCUAGUAGUGCUCCAGAUUUGACCGUCAUGGCGUACGGUGCACUUGCUAGCCUCAAGGCCGCCGCUGCUGCCAAGGACAAGACAAAACCCAAGCUGUUCAGUCAUCCCAAGGUUGACAUCAUUGAUAUCCGCCGUGUCGAGGUCGAGACAAACCUCAAGGCCGACAUUGUCUCCCAGUUCUGUCCAAAGGAAGGGCCCAGAAAGCUUCCCACACUGCUCUUGUACGACGAGAGAGGGUUGCAGUUGUUUGAGAAGAUUACGUAUUUGGAAGAGUACUACCUGACCAACGAUGAGAUUCAAGUGCUCGAGUCGUCGGCCAAAGAGAUUGCCGGCAGCAUUCCUUCAGAGUCUAUGGUUAUCGAACUCGGCAGUGGAAACCUUCGAAAAGUGAAUCUGCUUCUGCAAGCUUUCGAGGACGCCGGCAAGAGCAUUGACUACUACGCUUUGGAUCUCUCCAAGCAAGAGCUCGAGCGUACCCUUGCCCAGCUUCCCGCAUAUCAGCAUGUCCGAGCUCAUGGUCUGUUUGGGACGUACGACGAUGGGCGGGAGUGGCUCAAGGACCCAUCCAAUAUUUCAAGAAGGAAGUGCAUAAUGAGUCUUGGGUCAAGCAUUGGGAAUUUCGAGCGAAGCGCGGCCGCCUCGUUUCUCAAGUCGUUCUCCGAUGUCCUCAGCCAUGGUGACACCAUGCUGAUUGGGCUGGAUGCUUGCAACGACCCGGCCAAAGUCUACCACGCCUACAAUGACAAGGAGGGCAUCACCCAUGAGUUCAUUCUGAAUGGUCUUCGCCAUGCCAACAGGGUCCUUGGACAGGCUGCCUUCCACGAAAGGGACUGGAGGGUAAUUGGUGAAUACGUCCAUGACGCCGAGGGAGGGCGCCAUCAAGCCUUCUACUCACCGGUACGUGACACGACCGUUUUUGGCCAAGUCAUCCGGCCCCACGAGCGAAUCCAGGUCGAGGAGAGCCUGAAGUGGUCUCCGGAGGAGACACGGAAGAUGUGGGACCUGGCCGGUAUGACCGAGAAGGGGAAGUGGAUGCACGGCACAGAAUAUGGUGAGCAACCUGCCUUCCCUUUCACACACAUUACCUAUAUCCCUAUUUUCCGGCGGCAACUGGGCUCUGCGCGGUUCUUUCUCUCUCUCUCUCUCUCUCUUGACCGGCCGGUCAACGAUGAUUUUACCCAAGCUUUACCCCACGUUUUGACCUUUUGA